Molecule: messenger RNA, 1742 nt
Organism: Capsella rubella
Lineage: Eukaryota; Viridiplantae; Streptophyta; Magnoliopsida; Brassicales; Brassicaceae
Product: beta-glucosidase 23
Exons: 12
Coding region: 54-1628 (524 amino acids)
Biological process (GO): carbohydrate metabolic process
Molecular function (GO): beta-glucosidase activity
Source: RefSeq, a predicted model, not a curated record
UAUCAGUAGUACUACUAAACUUCCUCUGCUCAUAAACAAGAAAAAUACAGAAAAUGGCUUUGCAAAAGUUUCCUCUCUUGGGGCUGCUUUUGCUCAUAGUUAUCGUCGGGUCUCCUGCAAAUGCCGACGGUCCUGUCUGUCCGCCAUCGAGCAAACUAAGCCGAGGAAGUUUCCCUCAAGGUUUUCUAUUUGGCACGGCUACUGCGGCUUAUCAGGUUGAAGGUGCAAUUAACGAAACUUGUCGUGGACCUGCCUUAUGGGAUAUCUACUGUAGGAGAUAUCCAGCAAGAUGUAAUAACGAUAACGGCGAUGUAGCAGUUGACUUCUUCCAUCGUUAUAAGGAAGAUAUUCAGCUCAUGAAGAGUCUCAACACAGACGCCUUCAGAAUGUCCAUCGCAUGGUCAAGAAUAUUUCCUCAUGGGAGAAAGGAGAAGGGAGUGAGCCAAGCUGGUGUGCAAUUCUACCAUGACCUCAUCGACGAGCUCAUCAAAAAUGGUAUCGUUCCAUUCGUGACUGUUUUCCACUGGGACACUCCACAAGAUCUAGAAGACGAAUAUGGCGGCUUUUUGAGCCAAAACAUUGUGAAAGAUUUCAGGGAAUACGCAGAGUUCGUUUUCCAAGAAUACGGUGGGAAAGUGAAGCAUUGGAUCACAUUCAACGAGCCAUGGGUCUUCUCUCACGCCGGGUAUGACGUAGGAAAGAAGGCACCAGGACGUUGUUCUCCUUACGUCAAUCCUUUAUGCCAAGACGGACGAUCAGGUUUUGAGGCUUAUCAAGUCAGUCACAACCUCUUACUCUCUCACGCUGAAGCCGUUGAAGUUUUACGAAAGUGUGAAAAGUGUAAAGGAUCUAAGGUAGGAAUCGCCCAUAGUCCGGCUUGGUUCGAGCCACAUGACUUUGAAGAUGCACAAGACGGUGCGUCUAUCGACCGUGCACUUGACUUUAUGCUCGGAUGGCAUUUGGACACAACUACCUUCGGAGAUUAUCCACAGAUUAUGAAAGACAUUGUUGGCCAUAGGUUGCCUAAAUUUACCACUGAGCAGAAGAAAAAAUUGAAGGAUUCUACCGAUUUCGUUGGACUCAACUACUAUACUUCAGCUUUUUCAAACCAUUUGGAGAAGCCUGAUUACACCAAACCAAGAUGGUUGCAAGAUUCUCUUGUUCAAUGGGAAACCAAGAAUGUACAAAACUACACCAUUGGUAGCAGGCCUUUCACCGCUGCACUAAACGUUUACUCUAGAGGAUUUAGAAGUCUUUUGAAGUACAUCAAAGAUAAAUACGCAAACCCGGAAAUUAUGAUCAUGGAAAAUGGAUAUGGAGAAGAACUUGGGGCCACAGACUCGGUUGCAGUUGGUACUGCUGAUCACAAUAGAAAAUAUUAUCUUCAGAGGCAUCUUUUGAGUAUGCAAGAGGCUAUUUGCAUCGACAAGGUGAACGUCACCGGAUACUUUGUAUGGUCGUUGUUGGAUAACUUCGAGUGGCAAGAUGGUUACAAAAACAGAUUCGGACUCUACUACAUUGAUUUCAAAAAUAACCUCACGCGUCAUGAGAAAGAAUCGGGCAAGUAUUACAGAGAAUUUCUCAGUCAAGGAGUUCGUCCCUCUGCGAUCAAGAAGGAUGAGCUUUGAGCUGUAUUUUGAGGAUUUGAUUCAUGCUUCAAUAUUUCUAUCUAUGUUUGAGUAUGUGAUCGACCAAUAUUCAUGAGGUCUUGGUCAGAAUAAAAGUGUUCCUUCUUCGUUUUA